Molecule: messenger RNA, 1194 nt
Organism: Brenthis ino (lesser marbled fritillary)
Lineage: Eukaryota; Metazoa; Arthropoda; Insecta; Lepidoptera; Nymphalidae
Source: the annotation of a GenBank genome assembly
AUGAUAGAAGCGACAAAUAAGUUCUGCGAAGGAGGUAGCAGCGGUUGUCAUAAUGUAGGUCGUAUUUUGUACGACGUUCCUUGUGCUGUGUGCCGUGAUCACUCAUCGGGGAAACAUUACGGAGUGUUCGCAUGCGACGGCUGCGCAGGAUUUUUCAAACGGUCUGUGCGGCGAGACCGACGCUACGCCUGCAAAGCAAGGAACCCUGGUGCUUGUUUGGUUGAUAAGGCACAUCGAAAUCAAUGCCGCGCUUGUCGCUUAUCUAAAUGUCUAGAUGCCGGUAUGAACAAGGACGCUGUGCAACAUGAAAGGGGGCCAAGAAAUUCCACGAUACGAAGACAAAUGGCCUUAUUUAUGAAAGAUUCUACGAUUCCAGCCACUGAUAUUAGCUUACCAGUGCCUCCGGUCCUAGAUUUAGCCCUUCCUAAACACACAUUACUGCCACCCCCACCUCCUGUUCCGCUUUUUCAUACGUACCAUCCAUAUAAUAGACUCAGCUUCUUGACGUCUCCCUUGACAUCGUGCCAUAUGAAAGCACCAUGCCCACCUUCUAUUGCUUCUCCACUUCUUAGUCCAUCUGACCCAGAAGCGAUGUGCGAAGCAGCUGCUAGGUUAUUGUUUAUGAAUGUCAAAUGGGCAAAGAAUGUUCCCGCCUUCGCAUCACUGUCACUCUCCGAUAGAAUUUUAUUAUUAGAAGAAUCAUGGCGAGAUCUUUUUAUAAUUGGGUCAGCUCAAUUUUUAUAUCCUCUUGACUUAAAAAUUCUUCUGAAUUCAAAAAAUUUAAAAAUAGACCCUAAAGAGAUAGACGAAUUUCAAACAGCAUUAGAGGAAUUCGUUAAAAAACGUCCAGAUAGUAAUGAAUAUGCUUGCCUACGGGCUAUAGUUUUAUUUAAAACCAGUUUUGGGGACAAAUUAAUAGGAAGUCCAUCUCAAACAAAUGUGGAAAUGAAAAAGCUUCAGGAUCUUCCUGCAGUAGCUGCUUUACAAGACCAUUCUCAAGUUGUACUCAAUGAGUAUACAACACGCAUAUAUCCCCUCGACGUUACGCGCUCAAGUCAGUUACUUCAAGUUCUGUCUAUAGUGAGAAGAGUUUCCAGUGCUACUAUUGUAGAGCUAUUUUUUCGCGCCACUAUUGGUGAUAUCCCCAUUGAAAGGAUCAUUAGUGAUAUGUACCGAAGUGGUAAAGACAUUUCG